AUGGGGAAAGACGACGAAGAAGCAGGGCCAUCGUCUUUCAAGGCUGGGGAGAGCUCGAUUCAAGACAGAUUCACACGAAUUGGCGGACACUGGACACACCGAGUCGAGCAUGGGGAUGUCUUUACCAAUGAAAGCGUCGAAGAGGUCAAUGAUGUGAGGCGCGAGCGAAGUCCCAGCAGGGCAUCUUCGGUCAUGCAGCCGCCUUCCUUUGCGGAGUCACAAUUCGCGACUAUCGUCCGGAGGCAGAGAAAGCAGCGGAUCGUGUCGCCCACAAUGGAACGCCUCGAGCACGGCGAGGUUGGAGCAACUGCUCCUCCCCUUGCUACCCUGGUCGGCGUGCCUUCGACGCCGAGGCGGCGAUACAACCGUCGUGGCACCGAUGAUGACGACAACGUCGACGUCAAUGAUGAGAAGAACACAGUGCUCCCAAACGAUACACCCGCGAAGCGAGAGAUGAAGACAUCGCGAAGAAGACGCACCUCAACGAGGGAACUGUCCAUCGAUGGGUGGGACUUUGCAGGCUGGGGCAAGAUGUCGAUGCUCGAGCUCAGCCGUGCAGAUAGAGACGAGGCAGCGGAAGCAAUCGCCCGUCGUCCUCGCGCCCUCCUGGGGCAGUGGAGGACGGCAAGCCUGUGCGGAAACGCCCUCACCGGCUCUGUCUUUUACUCGCUCCCCGCCGUCCUAGCUGCCUCGAGCGUUCUGACGCCCAUCGGCCUCUUUCUCGCCAUCGCUCUCCUCUGGCCCUUUCGGCCGAUCAUGUGCGAGCUGGCCAGCGCCAUGAGCUACGGAGACGCUGGCUCCUACUCGUACUUUCUCAACACUACCACUAAGACGACCUUUGCGCUCCUCGCCGCUGCCUUUGUCAUGCUCGAUGCCGUUGCCACGGGCGCAGUCAGCGCAGGCACCGCGGCAUCGUACAUCUCGGCGCAGGCCAAGGAGAACGGGUCGAUCAGCGCCAGCCUGAAGGCUUUCCUGGAUGGUCCCGCCAUCACCGUCAUUCUUCUAGUUGGCAUUGCCAGCAUCGCUCUCCUGGGCACCCGUGGCAGCGGAACUGUUGCCCUCGUCAUGAUCGUGUUCCAUCUCAUCACCAUGACCGCUCUCAUCGUGGCUGGCAUCGUCGCAUGGGCACAGCAGGGCAACGCCACACUUGCGUCCAACUGGUCCGAUGCUCGCCCAGUGCUGACCAGUGGCAAGGGAUAUGCCAGAGCCAUCUUUGAUUCGUUCUGCGUCAGCUUCAUCGGCCUGACGGGCAUCGAGACCAGCGUCCUCUACACAAGCGCCGUCAAAAAGGAUCAGUUUCCAAAGGCACUGAGAAGCCUGCACAUCGCUGUGCUUCUGACGGAACCGACCCUAGCCUUGCUCGUCGUGGCUUUGCUUCCCCUGUCAAAGGCACUCAGUGCCAACAAUGUCCUGUCCCUGCUCGCCCAAGUGUCGUCCGGCGGAACUGGACCAUGGCUCAAGUACGUGGUUGUUGUCGAUGCCGUCGUCGUUCUCGCUGGUGGCAUCUUGACAGGUACCCAAGCAACGAUUGGCUUGACACAGGCGCUGGCAUAUGACUCGGUGCUUUCAAGGCAAAUGCUCCGAAAGAUGCCCAAGACGGGUGCCUACUGGGCCGCCAUCUGCCUCUUUCUGUGCCUCUCGCUCAUUCUGUGCGCCACGUCGAAGUUCAACCUGACGACGCUUUCAUCGAUCUUCAGCAUGGCUUUCCUUGCCGUCAUGACGAUGUUUCCCCUCUCGGCGCUCCUCGUCAUCUGGAAUCGGCCCAACCUCCCUCGAACGCCGAGAUGCGGCCUUGCUCUCAUCUUUUUCGCUGCUGCCGUCGGCAUCGUGGCCAUCGGAGGCAAUAUUGCACUGUCGCCCAUCGCACUUCUCCAGACAGUCCUUUAUUUGCUCGUCAUUGUCGUCGUCCUCUACCUCUUCAAGAACCGCAUCAGCCUCGCCCACUGUCUCGUGUGGCUACUCGAUGAGCGCUGGAUCAACACGUCGGCUCCGUCGGCAGCCAGGUCCAAAUGCAGCAGCAGCAUCGAUGUCAGCCGAUCCACAUCGCCCAUCUAUCGCCUCAAGCAUCGCCUGAUCAAGUGGGUCGGCCGCCAGCGCCGAGAGCCCGUCGUCUUUUUCACAAAGACGGACGAGAUCUCGCACCUGAACCGAGCGCUUCGCUACGUAGAGGAGAACGAGCACACGUCUCGGGUCAUUGUCGUGCACUGCUUCGACGAAAUCGUAGACAUUCCCUCAGAGCUCGAGGCGAAUGCCCAGCUCAUCGAUGAGGCCUACCCCAGGAUCACCAUCGACCUCGUCUUUGUCGAGGCGCAAUUCAACCCCGUCGUGGUAGAAGCCCUCUCCAAGAAGCUCAACGUGGCAAAGUCGAGAAUGUUCGUUGGUGUCAUUCACGAUUGCCAAGAGCAUGAGCUGGCCGACUUUGGUGGUCUCAGAGUCAUUUCGAGAUAGAGUCAAGAGUUCCUGGAACAUACCCCUUCCAUUUUUCGCACAGCCUAUAGACUGCAUCAGAUAUUAAUAUGAUUAUGUGUC
Molecule: messenger RNA, 2529 nt
Organism: Acaromyces ingoldii
Lineage: Eukaryota; Fungi; Basidiomycota; Exobasidiomycetes; Exobasidiales; Cryptobasidiaceae
Exons: 2
Coding region: 1-2448 (815 amino acids)
Biological process (GO): transmembrane transport
Cellular component (GO): membrane
Molecular function (GO): transmembrane transporter activity
Source: RefSeq, a predicted model, not a curated record